Messenger RNA from Didymodactylos carnosus, 720 nucleotides. The record is from the annotation of a GenBank genome assembly. NCBI's taxonomy places the organism in Eukaryota, Metazoa, Rotifera, Eurotatoria, Philodinida, Philodinidae.
AUGAACUUUCUAGUUUUUGGUUCAAAAAACGUAAAAAUAUUCAACAAUGUAAUAGAUGCAUUUUUAAAAGAUGUUCAUUUUCUCACUGUAUUUGUUCGUUCACGUGAUCUAAUAAACAAGGACUUGAUUGAUAAUUAUGGAACAAAACAAUUAGUUAUUAUCGAAGGUGAUUCAACGAUUGCUGGUGAUGUGUUAAAAGCGUUUGAUAAAAGUAAAAACUUAUAUGAUGCUGUUAUAUCGUUGAUAUUUAACGAAGAUGAGGACGAUGAUAUUGAUGCAAAAGAUAAUAACUGUGUUGGAAGCAUAAUUGAAACAAUGAAACGUGCAUCAUUGAACAAACGUUUAUUUGUAUUUAACCAAGCUAAAAAUAUGUAUCAAGUAGAAAAAGAAUCUGCACAAAGAAUGAAAAUAAAACAUUUGACGAAUUUGAAAAUGGUAGAUCGAAAAGAAACAGUUAAUGAAUGUCAAAUAUUAUAUGAUAAUUUGAACAGGGCAACAUCUUUACAAUGGACAAUUGUCUGUUGUUAUGGAAAAAUCAAUAAUAAAUUUAAUGAGAAUAAAACGUUUAGUGUUGAAAAAAGUACACCAACAAUCGAUAAUGAAACGGCAACAACUAGUGUUUAUUUUGGACGUACAUGGAUUCAUUUGGCUGAAAAAUCAAAAAGAAAUACAUAUUAUAAUAAUUGGACGUUCUCUCCAGUGAUCAAGUAUUGCUGCUAG